Saccharomyces paradoxus is the source of this 735-nucleotide messenger RNA. RefSeq names its product alpha-tubulin TUB1 (gene TUB1). Gene Ontology annotation, biological process: mitotic cell cycle; nuclear migration by microtubule mediated pushing forces; microtubule cytoskeleton organization. Lineage: Eukaryota; Fungi; Ascomycota; Saccharomycetes; Saccharomycetales; Saccharomycetaceae. The coding region runs from base 1 to 735 and encodes 244 amino acids. The transcript has a single exon. Gene Ontology annotation, cellular component: cytoplasm; spindle; nucleus. Gene Ontology annotation, molecular function: GTP binding; structural constituent of cytoskeleton. The record is from RefSeq and is a predicted model, not a curated record.
AUGGUUGAUAAUGAGGCCAUCUACGACAUGUGCAAAAGAAACUUGGAUAUCCCAAGACCAAGUUUUGCAAACUUAAACAACCUAAUUGCUCAAGUGGUAUCAUCUGUUACAGCAUCAUUGAGAUUCGACGGUUCAUUAAACGUAGAUUUGAACGAAUUUCAAACCAACUUGGUUCCAUAUCCAAGAAUUCAUUUUCCCUUAGUUUCAUAUUCUCCAGUCUUAUCCAAAUCAAAGGCAUUCCACGAGUCCAACUCCGUGUCAGAAAUUACAAAUGCUUGCUUUGAACCUGGUAACCAAAUGGUCAAGUGUGAUCCAAGGGAUGGUAAAUACAUGGCCACUUGUCUGUUAUAUAGGGGUGAUGUGGUAACGAGAGAUGUUCAAAGAGCUGUCGAGCAGGUGAAAAAUAAGAAGACUGUCCAAUUGGUUGAUUGGUGUCCAACCGGUUUCAAGAUCGGUAUUUGCUACGAACCUCCAACUGCUACACCAAACUCACAAUUGGCCACAGUGGAUAGAGCCGUGUGUAUGUUGUCAAACACCACAUCCAUCGCUGAGGCUUGGAAGAGAAUCGAUAGAAAGUUCGAUUUAAUGUAUGCCAAGCGUGCCUUCGUCCACUGGUAUGUUGGUGAAGGUAUGGAAGAAGGUGAAUUCACCGAAGCUAGAGAAGACUUGGCUGCUUUAGAAAGAGAUUAUAUCGAAGUGGGUGCCGAUUCUUAUGCUGAAGAAGAGGAAUUUUAA